GCAGCGGCAGCGGCAGCGGAUCUGGCGGGACGAGUUAUGAGCACGCCGUGCCUCGGCCGGAGAACGAAGCCGAUCUUAUCUUAGAGCCGCGAAUGACACGAUUGCCAUAAGAAUGCGGUUGCCAACGGGGAACAAUAGCCGCCUGAGCCUCUUCCUGUUCCUGCUCCUGCUCGGCUUGCUCGCCCCCGGCUCCUACUGCCUCGAGGUGAUAUACGCGAUUAACGCGGGCGGCGAGUCGCACACGGACAGCUAUGGGAUACAUUAUGCUAAGGAUCCCCUCAUGGGAAAAAUCGGCACGGCCUCCGAUUACGGUAAGCAGCUGAUCAUAGGGCGUAUCGGCAACGUGGACCAGAUACUGUAUCAAACCGAGCGCUAUCAUCACAACACCUUCGGUUAUGACAUCCCGAUCAGCCAGGACGGGAACUAUGUUAUGAUACUCAAGUUUUGCGAGGUGUACUUCAACUCGCCGAACAUGAAGGUCUUCGAUGUCGUGCUGAAUGGUGAUCACACCGUGGUCACUGAUUUGGACAUCUUCGAGAGAGUCGGUCGAGGUGUUGCACAUGACGAAUACGUUCCAUUCAGGGUUCAAGAUGGAAAGUUGAUAUACAACGAUGAAGAAUCAGACAUUCUUGCAGGGAAGAUAAGAGUAGAAUUUAUUAAGGGCUAUAGGGACAAUCCAAAAAUAAAUGCCAUAGCUGUAGUGAAAGGUGUCUUGGAUGAUGUACCUCAAUUGGGACCGAUACCGCCAGAUCCCGAAGAUUAUCACGGUGUGCAAGAAGAGGAGGAGGAGAUCACCGUACGUAGCAGACACACGAGUGGGCCUAGGACACCCGACCCGUACUUGAUAGACGAUUCGUCUGUAAUGUUACCUGUUUUUGUAGCCAUCGGCGCUUUUAUUCCAUUAUUGUUCUGUUUAUGUAAAUUAUAAGCGAACACACGCACACGUACAUAGAAAUGCCUUGUACUUAACGGUAACAGUGUUCCCGAUUAUUUAGGCUCGCUCAAUCUACAAGAGGAUGUCUAAAUAGUGUAAAUAAAUAAUCAUUUAUCUAAGCUCCUCUGCAUUGCCAGAUUUAGUGUGCAUGUGUGUGUGCGUGAGAGAAUAUUUAUUAUUAAUUUAUAAAUAUAAUAUGAUGUGGGAUAUGCUUCACAUUCCACAGAUUUACUUGAAUAUGAUUUUUUUUUGGAAUAUUUUAUAAGCGUUAUUUUUUUUCUUGAUGAAAAUUAAUAUAAUUCUUUUCAUGACAUUUAAUAGGUACCUAAUUAUUUCACAAUGUGAUCUAAAAUUAAAUCAAUUUAAGAUUAUUAAUUUUUAAGCUAAUUCUGAAAAUUAAAGUAUUUUUUUAAUCUACUUAGAAUUAACUUGUUUUAUUUAAACUGUUAAUUUCUUUUUCUCAUCUUUCUCAAUUUGUAACAAUCCUUGAGAAUUUUAACGGCGUAAAUUAAAAAAAAAAUUAUUGAUAUACUUGAACAUUAGUAAUUGCUCUAAUAAUGCAAAUGUGGAGAAUUCGAGAUACCUGAUAUAAGAUGUACUUAAAAAUCUCCAACCUUAAUUUCAAUGUAAAAUUUUAACAAAUUUUUAAUCAAUUCUUAAAGGAUAUUUUGAUAAAUUUAAAAGGAUUGUUAUAUGUACAAUCUUUUAAUAUAUCUUUAAAUUGCCAAAUAAUUAAACAUCAUUGUGAAAAUGUCAAUCAGUUAAAGUGUAUUAUAAAACGUUAUCAUUUAGUUGCGAUAUAAAUUUAAUGUUCACAAAUCUAUUUUCACUUUCAUCUUUCAAUUCAAAAUUACUAAUUUAAUUUACAUCUUAAUUAAACGGUGAGUCAAUUAAAAAAUUUCUGACUAAAAUUAAGAUUGGGGAUUCUGAGACAAGUCUGCAUAUACACUUGUAUUCUACAUACCAGAUGUAUAUCUAAAUACAUAAAUUAAUAUAUAUAUACAUAUAUUGAUUGUCUUAGAAAUCAAUAUAUAUAAAACUUUCAAGGAAGAUAUAGCGAUUUGUGCUAAACAUUUUUUAUCAUUGCUUAUUUAUUCUGAAAUCGAAUAUCGUGUAACGAUAUAUCACAUUAUGUCAUAUUCCAUUUCUCGUUAUAUGAUCUGAUCUCGAAAAAUUUGGCAUACAUUACAUAAUUUUGAAAUAGGCUUCUAGGUUGUAUUUAUCGAGAUAUGUUGUCGAGAUGAAUACUGCAAGGCAGACAAAGAUCUUAUAGUCCAUUAAAUACCAAAGUUAUGUCGAUUCAUAAUAUGAUCAGUCUUUUGCAUAUUGAAAUAAAUAAAACUGUUAUUACGUAA
Solenopsis invicta (red fire ant) is the source of this 2289-nucleotide messenger RNA. RefSeq names its product malectin-A. Bases 113 to 928 code for a protein of 271 amino acids. Gene Ontology annotation, cellular component: membrane. The transcript is spliced from 4 exons. NCBI's taxonomy places the organism in Eukaryota, Metazoa, Arthropoda, Insecta, Hymenoptera, Formicidae. The record is from RefSeq and is a predicted model, not a curated record. Gene Ontology annotation, molecular function: carbohydrate binding.